This is a messenger RNA of Frankliniella occidentalis (western flower thrips), 1025 nucleotides long. RefSeq lists its product as uncharacterized. Lineage: Eukaryota; Metazoa; Arthropoda; Insecta; Thysanoptera; Thripidae. The transcript is spliced from 2 exons. The record is from RefSeq and is a predicted model, not a curated record. The coding region runs from base 556 to 861 and encodes 101 amino acids.
GGGUCCCAGCUCAGCCGUCGUCCCAGGAUGGCAGUCCAGUCUCGCACGGACUUCUCUGACGGGAAGCCGGUGUUCGCGGUAGACUAGCGUCCGAGUGCCGUCCUCCGGAAAUCCUCCGCCAGGGCGCCCGUUGUUCUCUUCGGAUCUCUUUGCCAACCCCUCACGGCUCCCCGGCCGUCGCCGAAGCGCCCCUGCCGUCGUACACCUCAAGAACCCUCGAUCCUGACCGGACAUCGUGUCCGCCGUCGUCGGAGUCCUGCUCCAGUGCUCCGCGCUGCCCCCAGGUGGAAGGACGUUGACGGGCACCUCCGGACGGCGGCGGCGGCGACGUCCUCGGGGAGUUUUGGCCCGGCGCAGGACGGACCCGGUGCGUCGCGGUGCGUCGCGGGCGCGGCGAGGAAGCGGUGACGGACACGCUCGGCGUCGCGUGUCGGCUCGCGUGCCCGUGUGCGCUUGGCACGCCGAUGACGUCCACGAGGGCCUAAGUGCAGCGCGGCUCGGCGUGAGUGAGUGAGGAGUGUCUUGUGGAAAAAGCCGACACGACGACCGGCCAACAUGGGGUGUGACGGAUACGCCGUGCUCAAGUCCCUGGAGCUGUGCGUGGCGAUUGUGUGCAUGAUCUACAAGCGCAUCUCCGACUGGGAGGCCUUCCAGAUCUUCUUCCUGCGCCAGAAGUUCUCCGACGAGUGGCCGCUCCUCAACACGAUCACGUGGGACAAGAACGGCUCCAUCUACGCCGACAUCACGUACGGCGCGUUCGUCAUCGCGCUAGCCGCCAUGCUGCUCGCCUACCUGGCGGGGCAGCUCGACAAGACUCCCGUGCUUGUGAGUAUUAUAUCAAGGAGGGCGUGUGUGGGGUGAGCGGGUGAAGGAGAAGGGGUAGUUUUUCUUGUUUUUGGUACCCGUAACCGGCUUGUUGCGGUUGGCCUACACCUCGUGUCUGCCCGGGGACCAGCCCGCGUCCGAAAGGAAGCUAGUACGUGCCAAGUGGAGUGCGGUAAUGACACUUCAUCGUCAACGUGAAU